AUGCGCCUGCCGCUGCACCCCUUCUUCAGCGACGCGCUCGCGCACUUCGGCAUCGCGCCGUCGCAGCUCGCGCCCAACGGGUGGCGCGUCCUGGCCGGCUUCGCGGUGCUCUGCCACUUCCGCGGCGCCGGCGCGCCCUCCCUGCCGGUGUUCCGCCACUUCUUCGCCCUCACGCCGCUCCCCCACGGGAAGGGCUGGUUCUCCUUCCGCUCCAGGGAGAGCGUCCCAGCGCUCUUCACCGGGCUCCCCACGUCCGUCAAGGGGUGGAAGGAGGAGUUCCUGCUCGUGUCGCCUCCGCCGGGCGCGCCGUGGCGGUGCCCCGUGCGGUGGGGCUCCCCGACGAAGGAGGCGACGAGCGACCCCAUGCUCACCGGCAGCGAUGCGGCCGUGGCGCGCCGGCUGUCGCAGGGGCAGGGCGUCGUCGACCUUAAGACGUACCUGUCCGACAGCAACCUCGUCGCCGCCAAGAUUAGCCGCGCUCCGGCGUGUCUCGGGACGGGAGCUUCCCAAGGUGCAGCGCCGCCCACGGCCACAGGGAAGAAGAGAAAGGUGGCUGCUCCUGCUGGUGCUACGGCUGCUGGUGGUGGCGGGGGCGGCGACGUGCUUCGUUCGGAGCUGCGCGCGAAGGAGAUGGCUCUCUCCAAGGCCAAGGGCGAGAUCAGCCAGCUGAAGAAGGAGCUGAGCGAUGCCAAGAAGAGGGAGCUCGCCGACGCGCAGCAGGCACUGGCCUACGCGGCGCAGGUGCUCAAGCCCGAAGGCAGCGGCAAGGGCGCUGGGGCCGGCAAGCGGCGGCGUGGCGCCCAGUGA
Triticum turgidum subsp. durum (durum wheat) is the source of this 807-nucleotide messenger RNA. The record is from the annotation of a GenBank genome assembly. NCBI's taxonomy places the organism in Eukaryota, Viridiplantae, Streptophyta, Magnoliopsida, Poales, Poaceae.